AUGAAUAAGGAAGUGUGCCAAAAAUUCGAGAAUGUAUGGGGUGCUUUCCCCGAUAAAUUAGACAAAGAUAAAUAUUAUAAAUUUGAAAAUAAUAAUAUAUUAAAUAGUUAUUGUGAUAAUGAUCAAUGUGAAGAUGAUAUCAAAAAAAUUAGUGCUGGAUUUUUUUAUUUGCUUAGUGGAUUUUUUGGGGAUCCUAAUUCGUUUAACUUUGAUGAAAAAAGUAAUAACGAUAUUUUUUAUUACAUUAUGAUAUGGUUAAGUUAUAUGUUAAACCUAAAAAAAAAUGACUUAAACAACAGUCUACAAUAUUUUUAUGAUAUAGAUAUAUCAAAUCAAAAUAAGUAUAAAAAUCCUAUAGUUGGUUUUACGGAGUAUAAUAAUUAUAUAGAUCUUUUAGAUAAAAAAAAAAUUGUGAAUAUGGAUAUUAAAGAUAUAUCUAAAUUUUAUGCUCCAUUUAAAUCAUUAUGUACCAUGUAUAAUGAAUUUAAUGAUAGAACGUCAGAUUGCAAAAAUUGUUCGAACAAUGCUAAAGAAUUUGUUAACAAAUAUAAUGAACUUAAUGAAGAUCAUAGUAUUACUGGAAAUGUUUCAUAUAGUCAAAUAUUGUGUACUUUAUCAACUGAUUAUAAUAAUUUAAAAAGUAAAUGUAGCAAUAGUUCAUCCUUUCCAGAGAUAAAAACACCAACAAAUUGUGUAAAAAGAUUCAAACAAAGUUCUCAACUAAUUUCUGCACAAAAUUCUGAAGAUAUAUCAAGUUCGUCAAUAGGAAACAAAUUGUUUACAGUUUUAUCGAUAUUUGGUGCAAUAGCAUUUCUUUUAGGAAUUUCUUAUAAGUAUUCGUUAUUUGGAUUUCGGAAACGAUUUCAAAAACAAAAACUAAGAGAAAAAAUAAAAAAUAUAAAGAAGAAAAUGAAUCGUUAA
Plasmodium yoelii is the source of this 921-nucleotide messenger RNA. RefSeq names its product PIR protein. Lineage: Eukaryota; Apicomplexa; Aconoidasida; Haemosporida; Plasmodiidae. The transcript has 3 exons. Bases 1 to 921 code for a protein of 306 amino acids. The record is from RefSeq and is a predicted model, not a curated record.